Molecule: messenger RNA, 600 nt
Organism: Nycticebus coucang (slow loris)
Lineage: Eukaryota; Metazoa; Chordata; Mammalia; Primates; Lorisidae
Gene: NPVF
Product: neuropeptide VF precursor
Exons: 3
Coding region: 1-600 (199 amino acids)
Biological process (GO): neuropeptide signaling pathway; negative regulation of gonadotropin secretion
Molecular function (GO): signaling receptor binding
Source: RefSeq, a predicted model, not a curated record
AUGGAAAUCAUUUCAUCAAAACAAUUCAUUUUACUGACUUUAGCCACUUCCAGCUUGUUAACAUCAAACAUCUUAUGCACAGAUGAAUUAAUGAUAUCCAAUCUUCACAGCAAAGAAAAUUACGAUAAAUAUUCUGAGCCCAGAGGAUACCCAAAAGGAGAAAAGGAAAGAAAUCUCAAUUUUGAGGAAUUAAAAGAUUGGGGGACAAAAAAUGUCAUUAAGAUGAGUACAUCCAUGGUCAACAAAAUGCCACACUCAGCAGCCAACUUGCCUUUGAGAUUUGGGAGGACCACAGAAGAAGAACAAAGCACGGGGGCGAUAGCCAACCUGCCUCUGAGAUUUGGAAGGAGUAGGAAGGCAAGCAUCUCAAGAUGUGUCCCUAAUCUGCCCCAAAGAUUUGGGAGAAGAACAACGGGUAAAAGGGUCUCGAAGACACUGGGUGAUUUGUGUCAACAAUCCAUCCACUCACCCUCUGCCAGUGAGUUACUUCAUUCCAUGACCUGCCAACCCCAAGAAAUCCAGAAUCCUAAUCAAAAACAAACAAGGAGACUGGUAUUCAAGAAAACUGACGAUGCAGAAUUUGUGAAACAAGAAAAAUAA